Messenger RNA from Chionomys nivalis (European snow vole), 1179 nucleotides. RefSeq names its product interleukin 12A (gene Il12a). The record is from RefSeq and is a predicted model, not a curated record. Lineage: Eukaryota; Metazoa; Chordata; Mammalia; Rodentia; Cricetidae. Gene Ontology annotation, cellular component: extracellular region. Bases 115 to 762 code for a protein of 215 amino acids. Gene Ontology annotation, molecular function: interleukin-12 receptor binding; growth factor activity. Gene Ontology annotation, biological process: immune response. The transcript has 7 exons.
UCCUGGGAAAGUCCUGCUUGGUCUCCAGACAAUUAUAAAAAUGUGUCCCCUGGGGUUAGUGUUCCAACAGCCUCACCUCCAGCAUCCAGCUGCCUCGCUCACUGCCAGCCCAGCAUGUGUCCUUCACGCUGCCUCCUGUUUUUGGCUACCCUUCUCCUCCUAAUCCACCUCAGUUUGGCCAGGGCCACACCCGUCUCCAGGCCUGCCAAGUGUCUUGACCAGUCCCAAAACCUGCUGAGGACCACCAACCACAUGCUGAAGAAGGCCAGAGAAACUUUGAAAGAUUAUUCCUGCUCUGCUGAAGACAUUGAUCAUGAAGACAUCACAGCGGACCAAACCAGCACACUGCAGGCCUGUUUACCACUGGAACUUGCCAAGAACGAGAGUUGUCUGGCUUCUAGAGAGAUUUCUUCCAUAACAAGAGGGAGCUGCCUGCCCCCACAAAACUCUUCUCUGAUGAUGACCCUGUGCCUCAGUGGCAUCUACGAGGACUUGAAGAUGUACUGGGCAGAGUUCAAGGCCAUCAAUGCAAGUCUUUUGGAUCACAAUCAGAAUCAGAUCGUUCUGGAUAACGACAUGCUGACAGCCAUCGAAGAGCUGAUGCAGUCUCUGAAUCUCAGUGGUGAGCCUCUGCCCCAGACACCUUCCCCGGGAGGAGCAGACCCAUACAGGGUGAAGAUGAAGCUCUGCAUUCUCCUGCACGCCUUCCGCAUCCGCACCGUGACCAUCAGCAGAGUGAUGAGCUACCUGAAUUCCUCCUGAAGAGCGCAAGCCCCUCCCCCUUCGUGCCCUUCUUACAGACAUAUGAACCAAUGAAAUUUUAAUAAGAGGCAGGUUAAGAACCAGGAAGUCUUGGCCUGGCUGAACCUUAAGCUCCUAUCGUAGCCUCACAGCCCUGUGGAGGUGGCACAGCUACCUCAGCACGGUCCCCUCAAUCAUGUCUCUCCUAUUUACUAUGCACAUUGUUCAUAAGUGUUCAUGAAAAUCUUGUUAAGGAGAGAAAAUGUCCUUUCUGAAUAGUCAGCAGUAGAGCAAGAACUGAUAAGCUAUUAUUUUUUUUUACCCAAGUGUUUGUGAGAACACUUAUCACCACUUAUUUAAAAAUAUUUAUUAUUAUAUUUUAUGUUCAUGAAAGUAUAUGAGCUUAUUUAUAUUUAUUUAUGUCCUAUUUAUUAUAAU